AUGAUAAAAUCAGUGCCAUUCUGGAAUAUCCAGUGCUCUGGAACAAGAGAGAUGUCCAGAGGUUUACCGGGCAAGCAGGCCCGGGCGGCGGCCAGGGCAAGCAGGCGCGGGCAGCGGCCAGGGCAAGCAGGCGCGGGCGGCAGUCAGGGCAAGCAGGCGCGGGCGGCGGUCAGGGGCAAGCAGGCGCGGGCGGCGGUCAGGGGCAAGCAGGCGCGGGCGGCGGCCAGGGCAAGCAGGCGCGGGCGGCGGUCAGGGCAAGCAGGCGCGGGCGGCAGUCAGGGCAAGCAGGCGCGGGCGGCGGUCAGGGGCAAGCAGGCGCGGGCGGCAGUCAGGGCAAGCAGGCGCGGGCGGCGGUCAGGGGCAAGCAGGCGCGGGCGGCAGUCAGGGCAAGCAGGCGCGGGCGGCGGUCAGGGGCAAGCAGGCGCGGGCGGCGGCCAGGGCAAGCAGGCGCGGGCGGCGGUCAGGGCAAGCAGGCGCGGGCGGCAGUCAGGGCAAGCAGGCGCGGGCGGCGGUCAGGGGCAAGCAGGCGCGGGCGGCAGUCAGGGCAAGCAGGCGCGGGCGGCGGUCAGGGGCAAGCAGGCGCGGGCGGCAGUCAGGGCAAGCAGGCGCGGGCGGCAGUCAGGGGCAAGCAGGCGCGGGCGGCGGCCAGGGCAAGCAGGCGCGGGCGGUGGGCAUGGCAAGCAGGCGUGGGCGGCGGUCAGGGGCAAGCAGGCGCGGGCGGCGGCCAGGGCAAGCAGGCGCGGGCGGCAGUCAGGGCAAGCAGGCGCGGGCGGCUGUCAGGGGCAAGCAGGCGCGGGCGGCGGCCAGGGCAAGCAGGCGCGGGCGGCGGUCAGGGCAAGCAGGCGCGGGCGGCAGUCAGGGCAAGCAGGCGCGGGCGGCGGUCAGGGGCAAGCAGGCGCGGGCGGCAGUCAGGGCAAGCAGGCGCGGGCGGCGGCCAGGGCAAGCAGGCGCGGGCGGUGGGCAUGGCAAGCAGGCGUGGGCGGCGGUCAGGGGCAAGCAGGCGCGGGCGGCGGCCAGGGCAAGCAGGCGCGGGCGGCAGUCAGGGCAAGCAGGCGCGGGCGGCGGCCAGGGCAAGCAGGCGCGGGCGGCGGCCAGGGCAAGCAGGCGUGGGCGGCGGCCAGGGCAAGCAGGCGCGGGAGGCGGCCAGGGGCAAGCAGGCGCGGGCGGUGGGCAUGGCAAGCAGGCGUGGGCGGCGGCCAGGGCAAGCAGGCGCGGGCGGCGGCCAGGGCAAGCAGGCGCGGGCGGCGGUCAGGAGCAAGCAGGCGCGGGCGGCGGCCAGGGCAAGCAGGCGCGGGCGGUGGGCAUGGCAAGCAGGCGCGGGCGGCGGCCAGGGCAAGCAGGCGCGGGCGGUGGGCAUGGCAAGCAGGCGUGGGCGGCGGCCAGGGCAAGCAGGCGCGGGCGCGGCCAGGGCAAGCAGGCGCGGGCGGCGGCCAGGGCAAGCAGGCGCGGGCGGCGGCCAGGGCAAGCAGGCGUGGGUGGCGGUCAGGGCAAGCAGGCGUGGGCGACGGUCGGGGCAAGCAGGCGCGGGCGGCAGUCAGGGCAAGCAGGCGCGGGCGGCGGUCAGGGCAAGCAGGCGCGGGCUGCGGUCAGGGCAAGCAGGCGCGGGCGGCGGUCAGGGCAAGCAGGCGUGGGCGGCGGCCAGGGCAAGCAGGCGCGGGCGGCGGCCAGGGCAAGCAGGCGCGGGCGGCGGCCAGGGCAAGCAGGCGUGGGCGGCGGUCACGUCAACAAUGCAACACGCUUCAAUUAGAGCGUUUUACUUAUUGCAGAGUUGGGCUCUGCCUCUGUGAGUAA
Messenger RNA from Procambarus clarkii (red swamp crayfish), 1791 nucleotides. NCBI's taxonomy places the organism in Eukaryota, Metazoa, Arthropoda, Malacostraca, Decapoda, Cambaridae. The record is from RefSeq and is a predicted model, not a curated record.